CCCGCAGCAGCCCGCGCGUUCCUCGAGCCCCUGGAAGCCCUUCAUUCGACCCCCAUCCCUCCCUUCCUUUCCAAGACCUACGACCUCGUCGACGACCCGUCCCUGGACCCCAUCAUCUCCUGGGGUCCUUCCGGCGAGAGCUUCGUCGUGUGGGAUUCCGUUGAGUUCUCAAGGGCUGUCCUCCCUCGCCAUUUCAAGCACAACAACUUCUCCAGCUUUGUCCGCCAACUCAACACCUACAUUGCUCCUGAGGACGUCUCUGUAGAAUCUCAAUUGUAUUGUACGCCCUAUAUGUUACGUUCAUGUAUCUCUCUUUUUUAUAGUUUUAUGUGUUUAUUUUAUUUUUAUCCUCUUGUACAUGGGUUCGUGUUUGUAGCUGGAAUUGUAAGCCUACAUACAAUUUGUUUGAGGUGUAAAUAUUGUGUAAUAGAAAGGAAAUCUUGUAAUAAUUUGUCAGACUCGUCUUCCCUUAGAGUUUGUCCUGUCCUUUGGGGCUUUAUUAUGUAACUAUAUGUAAUUUUCCCAAUUAGAGGAUGAAACUCAACCCAUUUUCAGAAACCUCCCAUCCUUGACUCCGAUGAUCUAAAGAGUGCCUCAGACCGGGGAUGAUUCUGGAGCCAAGCUUGCUGGGUUUCCGCAAGAUUGGUACUGAUCGAUGGGAAUUUGCUAAUGAAGAUUUUAUGCGUGGAAAGAGGACAUUGUUGAAAUAUAUAAGCAGGCGCAGAUCUUCUCAGGUGCAACUUGGUGCACAAGUAGGGUCUUCACUGGAUAUGGGAAAGCUUGGAGCGGAAAGCGAAGUGCAGAAGCUGAAGAGAGAAAAGGAAUUGUUGAUGCAGGAGGUUGUGCAACUGAGGCAGGAGCAUCUUAUGACGGUUCAGAAGAUGGAUUCACUGAAUCAGCGUAUGCAAUCCACUGAGGUGAGGCAAAGACAGAUGGUUUCUUUCUUGGCUAAGCUUCUCCAGAGCCCAGUGUUCUUAGGCCAUCUCAAGCAGCUGAAGAAACAAAGAGAGAUUGGUUCAGUGAGAGUAAGGAGAAGAUUUCUCAAGCAGCAGCAGCGGCAGCAGCCUCCUAGCUCUAGUGUAUCAGCUACGACCAUGAACCAACAGCUCGUAAAGCACCAGUCAAGCAUAUGGGAUUCUUCUGCUUUGGCUUCUCUACUGCCUGAUAUUGAAAUUGGUGAGGGUUCAUCCGCAGUAGUGCCUGUUUCUGAACAUGGUGAGGGUGAGCUGAUACCUGAACAUCUCCUGCAGGAUGUUGUUGAUAAGCAUGGUCUUGAUGCAGGUGGGCAAGAAACUUUUGGAGGUUCAAGUGAUCCUGCAAACCUCAAGGGAAAGAAUCUGCUGAGUUCUCAGAUAGAUGUUGGGUGCUCUGGUACCGACUAUAUGAUCUCUCUACCUGAUGAUGUUAUGCCUGAGGAUUUGGUUUCUGGGGAUAUUCUUCCUGCGGGUUUGACUGUGGGUGGGGCAGAUUCCGCUCCAUUUGCAUCCUCUAAGGGAAAGGGUGUUCUUAACUUUGAAGCGGAUGAAUCUGGUGCUGCUGGGAUAGACUUCCUCGAGGCACUGCCGGAAAGCAUGUCUCAGGAGCAGAUGUUUCCGGAUGCAGUAACCCCCGCAAGCGAUUGUGUUAGCAAGGAAGGUAUCUGGGGUAUCGCUGAUUUCGAGGCUGGGGAUGGAUCAUUCAGUUCCGGCCAUGCCGUUUGGGAUAGUCUCGGGCAUUAUGGUCAUGCUCAAGAGGUGGAAGUUGAACCUGGGUCUUGUUCGCUAUGGGAUCUUGGUUUGCAUGCUCUUGAGGAAGACCUGGACAUUGACGAGUACAUGGGCGGUGAAUCUUCCCGCCAAGAACCUAAAGAUGAUGGUGGCCAGAUGAAUGAAGAUCGUCCUGGGGAAUUCAAACCGUAGGGUUUAUUUGAUUAGGCCAUUUUUAAGCAGCAGCAAUUAGUUUGCAUGCUGCUUCUACCUAUGCUUGGCGGUUAAUUGAUAGACCCUUGAUGCUUCUUCUACCAUGACAUUGAUUAGUCUUGUCGAUAUCUUUGAUCAAAGUGCUGGUUCAAUUAGCUACAUGCCCUUAUUCCACUGGGGCGAUUCCAUCUCAUCAUUUAUUUUUAACAGCGGAACAAAACUUUAUUCAGCUAUUCUUUAUUUGAUUCUAGGUUUCGUUGCGGAUAAACUCCUCUUGUUAUUGCUUUGGUCUUUGUUAUUUUGUUGAUAGUGGAAUGAAUCCAAAUU
Asparagus officinalis (garden asparagus) is the source of this 2225-nucleotide messenger RNA. Its product is annotated as heat stress transcription factor A-3-like. Lineage: Eukaryota; Viridiplantae; Streptophyta; Magnoliopsida; Asparagales; Asparagaceae. Gene Ontology annotation, molecular function: RNA polymerase II cis-regulatory region sequence-specific DNA binding; DNA-binding transcription factor activity. The transcript is spliced from 3 exons. The coding region runs from base 606 to 1898 and encodes 430 amino acids. Gene Ontology annotation, biological process: regulation of transcription by RNA polymerase II. Gene Ontology annotation, cellular component: nucleus. The record is from RefSeq and is a predicted model, not a curated record.